AUGUCAGACAAGGAACAAUUCGAACAACUUUCAUUGCUGUUCAGCAACCAACAGAAUAAUGUGAACGAGUUGCUUACCGCUAGAUCUCAGUUGGAAACACAAUAUCAAGAAAAUAAAAUCGUAUUGGCUGAAUUUGAACAUUUGAAUGAUGAGUCCAAGAUCUACAAACUUACUGGCCCAGUGUUGAUGCCCCAAGAAUACGGGGAAGCAAAGAUGAAUGUCACCAAAAGAUUAGAGUUUAUUGAACUGGAAAUCAAGAGAGUGGAGGCAAAGAUCGGUGAUGAGGAAAAGAACAUGGAAUCCACCAGAAACAAGUUGUUGGAAAUCAGGGCCAAAAUCAAUGGGGAAUAG
Molecule: messenger RNA, 351 nt
Organism: [Candida] anglica
Lineage: Eukaryota; Fungi; Ascomycota; Pichiomycetes; Serinales; Debaryomycetaceae
Source: the annotation of a GenBank genome assembly